AUGACUGCAGCUUCUCCGGUAAAAAUAGUUGCAGAUAAACAAACAGUGCCAAGUCUUGACGACCGGGAGUAUCGACUCAUACAAUUAGAAAAUGAAUUAGAGGUUUUACUAAUAAGGGAUCCUGAAACAGAUAAUGCAAGCGCAGCACUUGAUGUUCACAUAGGAAGCCAAAGUAAUCCUAAGGAACUAUUGGGACUAGCUCAUUUUUGCGAACAUCUACUAUUUAUGGGAACAAAGAAGUAUCCAGACGAGAAUGAGUAUAGGAAGUACUUAGAAACGAAUAAUGGAAUGUCAAACGCCUACACUGCGUCAAACGACACCAACUAUUAUUUUGAAGUAUCACAUGACGCUUUAUAUGGAGCGUUAGACCGCUUUUCUCAGUUUUUUAUUGAUCCUUUGUUUUUGGAAGAAUGCAAAGAUCGUGAAAUUCUUGCGGUGGACUCUGAACACUCCAAAAACCUUCAAUCGGAUGAUUGGCGCUUUUGGCGUUUAUACGGUGUUCUAAGUCACCAAGACCAUGUUUUUAAUAAAUUCAACACGGGAAAUGUGAAAACACUUGGCGAUGUUCCCAAAGACAUGGGUCUCGAUGUUCGUGAGGAGCUAUUGAAGUUUUAUGACAAAUAUUAUUCAGCAAAUUUGAUGAAACUAGUAAUCAUUGGUCGUGAACCAUUAGACACUCUUCAAGGAUGGGCUACUGAAUUCUUUUCACCUAUAAAAAAUAAGUCUGUUCCAAGACCAAGACAUCCUGGAAGCCCCUACCAAGAGGAGCAACUUCGUAAAAUUUGCUAUAUCAAGCCUGUAAAAAACCUUCGCCGAAUCGAUCUGCUUUUCCCUAUUCCUGGACAAUAUUCUCAAUAUGAAUGCCGUCCGGCAGACUAUGUUUGCCACCUAUUAGGACACGAAGGUGAAGGCUCAUAUUUGGCAUACCUAAAACAAUUGGGUUUAGGAACUUCCUUGGUUGCUGGAUCUAUAACCGUUACAGAGGAUGCGGAUAUCAUUGUUGUUUCCGUUUCCCUUACGGAAGAGGGUCUUGCCAACUACGAGCGAGUCAUUCGUAUUCUUUUUGAAUACGUUCAACUACUUCAACACACGACAGCGCAUAAAUUUCUCUUUGAGGAAACUCGAAUUAUGUCAGAAGCUCAAUUCAAAACUCGUCAAAAAACGUACGCUUCACAAUAUGCUCAUUCGGUAGCUAGCAAAAUGCAGCAAAGCUAUCCUCGGGAUAAAAUCAUAUACUCUGCUUCGGUCCUUACCAAUUUUGACAUGGAUGCUAUCCAAGAUGUGAUUGAUUGCUUCCGCCCUGACAAUUUCAUAGUUAUUUUGUCCUCUCACUCUCUUGAAAAAGACUUUAACCAGAAAGAAGAAUUUUAUGGUUUGGAGUACCUAGUGGAACCCUUAGAAUCAUCUUUCUUAGAAUCGCUUCGUACUUGCAAGCCGCCUAAAGAGCUUCAUCUUCCCGCUCCAAAUGAGUUUAUUCCUUGGUCACUAGAAGUGGAGAGAGAACCUAUAAAAGAAAAGGCGAAAUCUCCUAGCUUGAUUCGAAAUGACGAAUUCGCUCGUUUAUGGCAUAAGAAAGAUGACACGUUUUGGGUUCCAAAGGCAAAUGUCUUUAUUCAAUUUAUUUCUCCUGCUGCUAGGAAGUCGCCAAAGAUUAGCAUUAUAACUAGUCUUUACGUCCGACUUGUUGAAGAUGCCCUGAACGAAUAUUCUUAUCCUGCUGCACUAGCUGGACUUUCUUUCGUCUUAUUACCGUCUAGUCGUGGUAUUUCGCUAUACCUUAGCGGUUUUACUGACAAACUACACGUUUUAUUGGAAAAAGUCGUUACUGUCAUGCGCGAUUUGAGAAUACAUUUCCAAAGAUUUGAUAUUAUAAAGAACCGACUAGAACAAGAACUGAAGGAUUACGAUGCUUUGGAGGCUUAUCCUAGAUCUAGCAGCGUUUUAACAUGGCUGACAGAGCACCCUGUAUGGAUGAACUCUGAACUUCGGGAAGCCAUUAAGGAUGUCAGUAUUGAGGACACUUACCAAUUUAUUAGCGAAUUCACUGAACAAAUUUUUAUAGAAUCUCUGAUUCACGGUAAUUAUGUCAAGGAUGAUGCCAAAGCACUUAUAGAAACUGCUCAAAACCUUCUGAAUCCCAAACCUGUAUUCGCGUCGCAGCUUACUCGUAAAAGAGAAGUUGUCCUUCCUGAAGGAAGCAACUAUAUUUACAAGACAGUUGUACCUAACGAGCAAGACAAAAAUUCAGCUAUUAUGUACGCUUUGCAAAUCGCUCCUAUGGAUGAUCAGAAAUCUGGAGCAUUGACUCGCCUGGCUCGUCAACUUAUGAAAGAACCUUCUUUCUCAAUUCUGAGAACUAAAGAACAGCUUGGUUAUAUUGUAUUUACGCUUCUUCGUCAAUCUACUCCUUAUAUUUAUCUGACUGUAUUCGUGCAAAGUGAACGAAGCAGUUCUUAUUUGGAAACACGAAUCCGCGCUUUAUUGGAUCAUUUGAAAGAAUCAUUUGCACAAAUAUCUGAAAAAGAAUUUAAUGAUCACAAGACAAGUUUGAUUAACUUUAUGCUAGAAAAGUAUACAAACUUAAGGGAGGAAAGUUCUAUGUACUGGCUUCGUACUGCUGAUGGUUUCUACGACUAUACUCGAUUGGAAAAACAAGCUGAACUUGUGUCAUCAAUUACCAAGGAAGAACUAUACGAGUUUUUCGUCAAUCGUAUUCAUUACGAUGGUAAAUUAACGAAUAAGCUCUCCGUGCAUGUUAUAUCCCAACGGUGUGAAGAUCAAGAGUACGAAAUUCCUGGAGCUGAAACUAUUAAAAAUGGAAAUAUCUUUAAGGAAAGUCUACCUUUCAGCAAAGCUGCUGCACCUAUUGAACCUUUUAGUGAUAUAGAUGAAGCCCUCUUUAUGAACUAA
Messenger RNA from Schizosaccharomyces osmophilus, 2910 nucleotides. RefSeq names its product insulinase-like protein (gene iph1). Gene Ontology annotation, biological process: peptide catabolic process. Bases 1 to 2910 code for a protein of 969 amino acids. Gene Ontology annotation, molecular function: metalloendopeptidase activity; metal ion binding. Gene Ontology annotation, cellular component: cytosol; mitochondrion. The transcript has a single exon. The record is from RefSeq and is a predicted model, not a curated record. Lineage: Eukaryota; Fungi; Ascomycota; Schizosaccharomycetes; Schizosaccharomycetales; Schizosaccharomycetaceae.